Molecule: messenger RNA, 2532 nt
Organism: Oryza sativa Japonica Group (Japanese rice)
Lineage: Eukaryota; Viridiplantae; Streptophyta; Magnoliopsida; Poales; Poaceae
Product: receptor protein kinase TMK1
Molecular function (GO): protein binding
Source: RefSeq, a predicted model, not a curated record
AUGGGCCGCGUCACCGCCAUCAACGCCAGCCGCGGCGGCCUCGUCGCCAGUCUCAACGGCACCGACCUCAGCAAGCUCGCCUUCCUCUCCGACCUCGACCUCAGCUUCAACGAGCUCGACGACGACCUCCCCGUGCUCCCGGCGCCGCUCCCUCGCCUCCUCUCCCUCGACCUCCGCUCCAACUCCUUCUACUCCAUCCCCGACGGCUUCUUCGCCGGCUUCCCCGCCCUCCAGACCUUCGCCUUCGACGACAACGCCAUGCUGAUCAAGGACAUCCCGAACGACGUGGUCACCUGCUCCAACCUCCGGAGCUUCACGGCCAACAACGCCAGCAUCUACGGCACCUUCCCGGACUACUUCGGCAACGCCACCUUGAAGAGCAGCAUCAAGUACCUCGACAUCGGUGGCCAGCGAGACUUCGACGGUGGAGGCGAGAGUAGCCUCAGCAGCCGCAUCGACCUGUUCAUCCCCGACAUGGAAAGCCUAGUGGAGGCUCGCCUGGAUCACAACGCCUUCACCGGGCCAGUGCCCGACGCCACCAGGCUUGUCAACCUGCGCGUUUUCGAUGCCUCUUACAACGACCUGUGCGCUCCCUUGCUGCCACCGAGCUCCCUUGCCGCUGCCGAGCCCCCUGCCGCCGAGCUGCUGCCGCCGCCACCGCAGUUUGAGCUGCUCGACCUCCGCUACUUCACCGUCGAUCUCAGCCCAGACCACAUCACCGAGGUCAAGUCCACCGGCCACUGCUGCUCCACCUUCGACGUCUGCGUCGCCAAGACAUGGCAGGCCCGCACUUGCGCCCUCAUCGCCGCAGGCGACGCCGAGCAGGAGCGGCGGCGACGGGGUAACUGCUUCUACCCGGUGCUGGCAACAGGGAGCAGCGGCGAGGUGGCCGGGGCUGACAUCGUCGACGUGGUGCGCAUCAUCUGGGACGCGAAGGCGAGGCUCGCCGCCACCAAGCUCCCUGCCGCCGAGCUCCCUCCCUCGCCGCCGCCAACAAAGCCAACAAUGGCCAAGCUGGCCGUGCCUCCGUUGCUCGUUAUCCUUGUCUUGCUCCAAUCUGCCACCCGACUCCCCGUUGCCGAGACGAGCACGGCAGACGAAGAGUACAUGCACCGUCUCCCGGCGGCGACGGGCGCGGAGCGCCUGCUCGGCUGGAAGGCGGACUCCGAUCCAUGCAACGGCAGCUGGGUCGGUGUCACGUGCGCCCCCUUCGACGGCAACAGGAUCAUUCAGAUCGACGUGCGAGGCCUACUCCGUGGCGGCGGCACUCUGCCGGAGCUUGACCGGCAGGCCGGCUCCCUCUCCCACCUCCGGAUGCUCGACCUCGGCGACAACAACCUCACCGGCCCGGUACCCACGCUCUUCCUCGACCGGCUGCUAACUCUGCGCCUCGACGGCAACGCCUUCAGCGGUUUGCCGCAUUCCUUCUUCCGCGGCAUGCCUGAGUUGCACUACUUCUCCAUCAGCGACAACCCAAGACUCGAGGAGUGGGGUCUGUGGUCGGAUCUCCUCUCUCUCACGGAGCUAAGGGUGUUCAAUGCCAGCAAUGCCAACAUCAACGGCACGUUGCAGGUUUUUCUCGGCAACCUCGGCGCGUUCCCUGCCUUGGCUGAGGUGUCGCUCGCCAGGAACCGUCUCACCGGUGUUGUGCCGGAGAAGUUGGUGAGCCAGAGCAUCGCCAAGCUUGACCUGAGCAGCAACGGGCUCUCUGGAUCGAUCAACUUCAUCAACAACCUCGCGUCGUCCAUCACCGACCUCCGCCUCGACCACAACCACUUCUCCGGCCCUUUCCCCGCCGACCUGAGCGGCCUCUACUUGCUGAGCGUCUUCUCCGUCGCUCACAACCGGCUCACCGGCGUCGUGCCUCCGUCAUUGGCCCGGGUCUGGCGCCUUUCGUGGGUGUCUGUCUCCGACAACCUGUUGCAGGGGCCAGUGCCGGAGCUCCCUGACUCGGUGAAAACGGACUUCGCCGAGGCAGCUGUCAAGGGGAGCUUCUGCCGCCUGGACGUGCACGGCCCUUGCGAUCAGGAGACCAGCUCUCUCCUGUCGGUAGCCGCCGCGUUCCACUACCCGGAGAUUCUCGACGUUAGCUGGAGGCGAGACGAUCCGUGCAACGGUUGGCUCGGUAUACACUGCGGCGAUGGCGAUGGCGGCGGCGGCGGGCGGAACAAGGUGACCGGGGUGAACCUGUCACGCCUCGGCCUCAACGGGACCAUCGACCCGGCCUUCGCCUCGCUGCUGUAUCUGGAGGCGAUCAUCCUCGCGGGCAACAACCUCACCGGGACGGUCCCGGCGUCCAUCCUGCAGAUGCCGUCUCUCCGCGUGCUCGACGUCUCCAACAACGCGCUAGAGGGAACCGUGCUGAGCGUCCGGCACGAUGUGCUGAUCUUGGCUGAUGGUAACAGAGGAGGGCUCAACGUGACCGCCAUUGCUGCCUCUGGCAGCUUCUCGUCUUCUCGGUUCCAGCUCUCAGAGGCAACAACGCCAUUCCUUACCUUUGCUACCGUCUUUGUUGCACUGUUUGGUUAUUAG